ACGUGAUCCUACUGCGCAUGCGCAUAUCACCUCCCUUCAUAUUUUAGCCAUUGCCAUGUAGAGCUCUUUGGCAUUUUAGCUUAAUCUGCUACAGCUUUGAUUUAUUUCCAGGUUUAAAAAAAUGUCCGAGCUUGAAGCUAGUGUAUCGUGUUCUCCGCAGUGUGCGGAAACAGACAAAAUCAAAAAUACAGACGAUAUCAAUCCAGAAACAGUACAAAACACUAACACCAAUAUUUCUCAGGUUGAAGAAGGGUCUCAGAGCGAUAGUGGUCUUCUCAAAGGCUUGUUGACAGAUAACUUCUGUCACGUCUGUGAAGCAACCCUGCUUUACGAGUCCCAGAGAGUUUCUCAUUAUGAGGGGAAAAAGCAUGCACAAAGAGUCAGGAUGUACUUGCAGAACAAGAACACUAAAAUAAAUAAGCCGAGCCAAGAUUGUGGAGGCCUUUUGAGAGGUCUGUCUGCAGAGAAGUUCUGCGAGCUGUGCAACAUGGUAUUCAGCUCUCCAACUGUGGCCAAGUCACACUAUGAAGGCAAAGUUCAUGCAAAGAACAUGAGAAAAACUAAUCCUCUGCCUCCUGGAGCGCCCGUCCUAGAAUCCACAAUUCCUGAUGUCCUCCCAUCAGAGGCUGCUGUGCAGAAUCAGAUCAGUCUGGAGCAGAAGGACACUUCUGACUUGGGCGAUCAAGAGGUUGAUCUCAGUGACCCCAACAAGUACUGUACACUGUGCAGCGCUUCCUUUAACAACCCUCUGGUCGCCCAGCAGCACUACAGCGGCCGAAAACAUCAGCGGAACCAGGCCCGGCAAGAGAUGCUGGAUCAGAUGGGCGAACAGUCAGAUCAUGCGAGCUCCCUGACUUGCCCGAUUUGCUGCCUGACACUCAGCUCAUUAGAGAUGUACCAGGCACACAUGCAGGGAAACAAACACUUUGUCAAAGAGAAGAAAGUUAUGGAACUGUGCAAAUCUCAGAAGAAAGUGUACGACUCCUUCCAGGAUGAGCUGGCUGACUACAUCCAGGUGCAGAAGGCCCGGGGACUGGAUCCCAAAGCAGGGCUGGGCACCAUAGGACAAGCAAGCAAGGGUCUGGAUGAGAGUGUGAAAGAAGGUCCACAGAAAGCUGAAGAGAUGCCUCAUCCUGUCCAGUUGGUGCCACGUUUUCCGCCUCCUGGUUUCCCUCAACCUCAGUGGCACCCACAAUUCCAGUCUCAGGUCAAUCAGUUUGGCUUUGGCAUGAGAGGCCCUGUCCCACACUAUCGGCCGGGAUUUAUGCCCCAUGCCCGUCCUCCUUUCCCACCAGGUCACCUGUAUAAAAGAGGGAGGAGCCCUGAGUCAUGUAGCUCCUCCCCUUUCUCAGACUCCUCCUCCUACACUAGCAGCAGUAGUGACAGCAGCAGCAGUUACGACAGCAGAGAGAGGAGGAAACAGAAGAGGAAGAUGAAAAAGCGAGGGAAGAGCAGAAGAGACCAGGAGGAAGGGUCUGAUACGGAACGAGGAGAAAGGAAAAAGAGCCGGAAGGGAGACAGGAGGGGAAGUGUAGAAGGAGAAGAUGAUAGAAAGAAAUGGAAGGAGAAAAGAAAAAGAGAGAGGAGCUCUAGUGAAGACGAGGAUAGCAGAAGUAAAAGAAGAGCAAGCAAGAAAAGUAGGAGGCAUGGGGAUGGACAGCAUGCAAAGAGCCGAAAAGAAGAGGAACUCUUAGAGAAACAAGAGGUUGAAGUGCACGAGGAACCACAGGGAAAAAUGGAGGAACAUGUAGAGGUCAGGACAGAAACAAAAGAUGGCAAACACAAACACAAAAAAGAGAAGAAAAAAGGAAAAGAGAAGAUGAAUCAAGAAGACAACAGGACAGAGGAGGAAAGGCUCUGGGAUGAGACGAUUCUUGGUGUUUUUUAGACUGUAGUUUUUUCGAUGAUGGUCUGUCAGUAUUGUUCUAAUAAAACUGCAUGGGACCCCAGAAAAGCAUUUUGCUGAAAUCUUCUGGGCCCUUUUCACUAUUUAUGCUUUCUGAAGAACUGUAAAGGCAUUUCUUUUAUACAGAAAAUCAUCUGCUCUCAAUUCCUUUUUAAGGAAUCAACAGUGAAAAUGUUGUCAUGAUUUACUCACCCUUAUUUCAUUUCAAACCCAUAUGACUUCUAUGGAACACAAAAUAGAUGUUAAGAAUGUUCAUGCUGCUUUUUUCCAAUGCAAUUAAUGUGUACAGAAGCUCCAAAAAUGACAAAAAAAAAAGUAGAAGUCAAUAUGACUGGUGCACUAUAUUUCAAGUUUUUUGGUUACAGAUCAAAACUGAUUGAAAAUAUUGGUUAAAAAUAUUGCUGGCUGCAAUUCCACAUAUUCAACCUUGCUGCUGUGUUGUGAGCAGAAACGUGACUUACAAGAAACUACAGCGUUUGUUAAAAACUGGCUUCAAAAGACUUAUGCUGCACAAGUUUUAUGAAUUAACUGUUAUAUUUAAGGUGCUUUUGUCACUUUUAGAGCUCAACAUCAUUCAUUCACUUUCACAGUCUGGAAAAGAGCAACAUGAACAUUAUGCUAAACCUCUCCUUUUGUGUUCCACAGAAGAAAGGAAAGCAUACAGGUUUGGAAUGACAUGAGGGUGAGCAAAUGAUGAAAAUGUUCAUUCCUUGAAAUGCUCAGGACUACAGACUUUAGGAUGUCUCUAGAGCUGCACUUCUCUCUUGGAGAAAUCACUUGCUUUAUACUUUUUGAUGUGUGAUGCAAAAACACUACGUGAGCCAUCCACCAUGUCCAUGUGGAUGUGUCCUUCAACUUGCUUCAUGCUUUGAUCAAAUAAACCCCUCCCACUGUUUAUAUCAGCAUAGAUUUAGUAUUUAUUGUUGAACUUUUUCUAAAAAUCUCUUAUACAUGAACUUUUAUUUCUGACUUAAUUGAAGCAUUUCCAGUCUUAGUCUCAAGGGGGCGUUGAUUGCAAACGUACACACUACACUGUGGAUCUGCUAGAAACGUCUUUCAGGCUUAAUCUCUCUGUGUUCAAGAAAGACAUGAAAACAGGAAUGAACAGUGAAAAGAAAAUGAAGAGUUGUCAGAAUAUAGAAUAUUGCAUAUUGUAAACAUUUGCCUGAAUCAGAAGAGCUCGGUCUGCAAUCCUUGUUUUUGUUGCAUUUCUGUGUUUGUGUGAAACAGUAAUGUGAUGCCAGGCUCAUUUGAUGCAGCAUAUGCUGGAAUAUUUUUGUUUGCAGGUCUAACAGGUGCAAGAGUUGAAUGAGGACACGACUGCUACUCUUUUGACCUCUUUCUUGCAUAGAGCUGCAUUUCCUUUUUUGUGAGUUAUCACAAUCAUGCAAUCAUCCGUUUAUUUAAUGACUGUGCUGCUAAGCAGAUUUCCAAUGUCUCCAUUAAAGAAUCCUUAACUAACUUUUGGAUCACUUUCUGAGCGCUCAGGGAGCAUGCAGAUCGUGGGAGAAGGUGGAUGUGUUUCAAAGGAAAUCAUACUUGAAAAUGCAUGAAUUACGUGUCCUUUUUCACAUUCGCAUGUAAAAUGGGAUGGUUCAGUCAAAAAUUAGCAUUUUGUAAUUUACUAGCUCUAAUGCCGUACCAAACUCAUGAAAAUGGGGAUGUGGGCUGGUUAGCACAAAAAUGACGAAAAAAACAUCUUAAAAGUUUUGCACUGUAUUCCAAGCCUUAUGUAUUUUUGUGUCAUAAACACAGUCACAGUCUCCACACUCAUUUAAAUAUGGUGCCUUUAGAUGCAUAGGUUUAGAACAUGAGGUUUGAAAUCGAUGUUAUCCAUUUAUCCAUCUUCCGAUUUCCAGUCUCAAGCCAAUUUGAAAAUGUGGAUGCACAAUUGGAAUUAUAAUUGACUAUAAUAAUUUUAUGAUACUUAUAUUUAUGACAAUUUUAUGGUGACUUUUUGUCAUUUUAAAGACAUGCCGGAUCCCCAUUCCCUUUCUCUAUAUAAAAUAGAGUAGCCUAGUACAUUCUUCAACAUUUCUACUUUUGUGUCCAACAGGAAAAAUAAGUUAUGCACUACCAGUCAAAAGGUUAAUUAACUUUUUUUCAAAUGUUUUUGAAAGAGGUCUUUAAUGCUCAUCAAGACUGCAUUAAGUUGAUCAAAAUACAGUAAAACUGCAAUAUUGUGAAAUAUUAUUGCCAUUUAAAAGAGCGGUUCCUUAAAAUGUAUUCUUUUUUUAUUUUUUUAUUUCUGUGAUGGCAAAGCUGAAUUUUUAGCAGCCAUUACUUCAGUCUUCAGUCAUGAUCCUGCAGAAAUCAUUCUAAUAUACUUAUUUGCUUAAUUUAAAAAAAUCUAAGUAAUAUAGUAUACAUGGAACAACAUGAUGGUGGGUAACAAUUUUUUGGCGUGAACUAUUCCUUUAAUUUGCAUGCAUGAUGAAUUGUAAUGUGUGUAGUUCUACUAAACAUGUUUUGAUCUUCAAAUGCACUUGUAUUAAAUUGUGGAUCUAACACCUGUAGCUUCUCACACAGCUUUUGUACUUCAGAACUGUAUGAACUUUUUUCCAAGUCUUUGUAACCGCAGAGUUGAAAGCCCUCCGUAGACACAAACUCGUCGACAGUCGCGCUAAAGCAUUCUCUCGAGCCCCCUGAGAUCUCCUGUUUUCAAAGAAUCGUGUGGUUCGGCUCCCUGUGUCUUUGUCGUACCCUCGACCUCCAAGACGUGUGCGUCUCCCACAUCCUCCCCUCUUCACGACCCCUCCACGGGCCCAUGAGCCCCUCUAGCCCUCCUCAAGAGACGAGGGCCAAUGAAUGAGACCUUUUAACACCUCGGCUCGAAAACUCCCACACAAGCCCCUCUGAGCUUCAGGCUCCAGAGUCCCACACACUCAAAAACUUAAUUAGUGCAGUUUAUCUAGAACGUGGAGUGGAAAACAAGCACGUUUAUUUGUUUAGAUUGCCUAAGCGAGUUGAGAAAUGUUGGGCUUCUGAAUAAAAACCAACAAUUUGACUUUGCGGGCCUGCAGUUUUGUUCUUCAGGGUUGUUCGGUGUUACUGUUGUAAUGCUAGGGUGGAAUUUUCAGUGCAUAUUAAUGAACAAACCUUAAUUUAUUUAUUAAUUAUUAUGAACUAAUUGUAUCUGUAACUAAAUAUGAUCUGCUCUAUCGAUAUGUGAUUGCAGUAAGCGGUUUUACAUUGUGUGGA
Molecule: messenger RNA, 5107 nt
Organism: Onychostoma macrolepis
Lineage: Eukaryota; Metazoa; Chordata; Actinopteri; Cypriniformes; Cyprinidae
Gene: zmat1
Product: zinc finger matrin-type 1
Exons: 7
Coding region: 122-1888 (588 amino acids)
Molecular function (GO): zinc ion binding; nucleic acid binding
Source: RefSeq, a predicted model, not a curated record